Ilyonectria robusta is the source of this 792-nucleotide messenger RNA. RefSeq names its product SWIB/MDM2 domain-containing protein. Bases 1 to 792 code for a protein of 263 amino acids. The record is from RefSeq and is a predicted model, not a curated record. Gene Ontology annotation, biological process: transcription initiation at RNA polymerase I promoter; nucleolar large rRNA transcription by RNA polymerase I. Gene Ontology annotation, cellular component: RNA polymerase I upstream activating factor complex; nucleus. The transcript has 4 exons. Gene Ontology annotation, molecular function: RNA polymerase I cis-regulatory region sequence-specific DNA binding. Lineage: Eukaryota; Fungi; Ascomycota; Sordariomycetes; Hypocreales; Nectriaceae.
AUGAGCACCCCGUUGACCUCCGAGGAGCGGAACCGCUACACCGCCAUCAUCGACGGUAUCCUUGAGACUGCCGACCUCGAAACCAUCUCGCGAAAGAAGAUCCGUCAGGGGUUGGAGGCUGAAUUGGGUGGCAAAGAUUUGACCGAUCAGAAGGACGCCAUCAAGAAGCUCAUCGAGGGUCGCUUUGACGCCGUCUCAGGUGCCUCCCCUCCCGACCCCGCGCCGACCAAACGCUCCGCCAGCCGUGCCACGUCUGACGCCGGCGAAACCGACCCUGACGCCUCCCCCGAACCCGCGAGAAAGAAGGCCAAGCGCUCGUCGUCGGUCGAAGAUGCAGAUGCCCGUCUAGCUGCCCAGCUCCAGGCCCAGGAGAACAGCCUGGCUCGCAGCCGCAAGACCCGUGGCGGUAGUGACAAGGCCAAGGCGCCAAGGAAGCCAAAGGCGAAGGCAGCGCCACGCAAGAAGAGCGCCAAGAAGGUCGGCGCUGACGACGACAGCGAUGUGGGGUCGGGUGAGGGUGAGGUCAAGAAGAGAAAAGCCGGUGGCGGCUUCAUGAAGCCUUUCAACCUGAGCCCUGCCUUGUCGGAGCUUUGUGGUGAAACACAGCUUUCUCGCCCGCAGGUGGUCAAGAAGCUAUGGGAACACAUCAAGGCAAACGAGCUGCAGGAUCCGAAGGACAAGCGCCAGAUCUUGUGUGACGAGAAGAUGCAGGCCGUUUUUAAGCAGGCCAAGGUCGACAUGUUCCGGAUGAACAAGGAUAUCGGAAACCACUUGUACCCGGUCGAGGAAUAA